This is a messenger RNA of Pantherophis guttatus, 5073 nucleotides long. It is a transcript of the gene PAPLN, whose product is annotated as papilin, proteoglycan like sulfated glycoprotein. Gene Ontology annotation, molecular function: serine-type endopeptidase inhibitor activity; metalloendopeptidase activity. Gene Ontology annotation, cellular component: extracellular matrix. NCBI's taxonomy places the organism in Eukaryota, Metazoa, Chordata, Lepidosauria, Squamata, Colubridae. Gene Ontology annotation, biological process: extracellular matrix organization; proteolysis. The record is from RefSeq and is a predicted model, not a curated record.
UGCAACUCCAGCUUUUAAACACAGGAUAACCAUGGAGGAGCUUUUGCGGCUGAAAGGGUUAAAUGAAACCCAACUCUCUUUUUCCUGUGCUGUAAAGAAUUAGUAAUCAAACAGAAGCUGAAGGCAAGACAGAGUGUCAGAGCCACUGACGGAGCUCCAAUCCGAGAGAAGCUGUGGACUUGGUCUCCUCACCCUCCAGAAGUGGCAUCAGUGAGCACUUUGCCCUGAUUGACAAGCAGAUCCAGCAUCAGGACAUAAUGGUAUUAUUAAUCCUACUGGUUGCACUGGCAGUGAUGUCUCCAUCUACAUUGGCGGCUCGAAAAGCAAAGAGGCAAAAUGACUUCUGGGGAAGUUGGGGAGAAUGGAGUGAAUGCAGUCGGAGUUGUGGUGGAGGCAUCAGUCUUCGGCAAAGGCACUGCUACUCACGGAGGACAGAUGGUGGAUCCAGUUGCAUAGGACCAGCCCAAAGUUAUCGCUCAUGCAACACUCAGGACUGUCCUGAGGGCUCCAGAGAUUUUCGAGCAGAACAGUGUGCCGAGUUUGAUGGGACAGAAUUUCAAGGGAAGAAGUACAAGUGGCUCCCUUACUAUGGAGCUCCCAAUAAAUGUGAAUUAAACUGCAUCCCAAAAGGAGAAAAUUUCUACUAUAGGCAGAAAGAAGCCGUCAUUGAUGGAACUCCUUGUGAACCAGGGACAAAUGAUGUUUGUGUGCAAGGGACCUGCCACGCUGUUGGCUGUGAUAAAAUGCUGGAUUCUUCUCAAAAGGAAGACAAGUGCUUGCAAUGCGGUGGGAAUGGAAGAGCUUGUUUUGAAGUCAAGGGACUUUUUGAUGUGCCCAACCUCCCUAAAGGCUACAAUCAAAUCUUUGUCAUUCCGAUGGGAGCCACAAGUAUCCGGAUCAAGGAAGCAAUCCCUACCAGGAACUUCCUGGCCAUCAAGAACGUACAAGGAACAUACUAUCUGAAUGGGCAGUGGACAAUUGAGUACAGCCGGGCUUUGCCUAUUGCUAGCACAGUGGUGCAUUAUGACAGAGGUUCAGAGGGGGAUCUGGCUCCAGAGCUUCUACAUGCCCGGGGUCCCAUCACCGAGCCUUUGAUAAUUGAGCUUAUCAGCCAGGAACGAAACCAAGGAGUACAUUAUGAAUACUAUUUGCCAUUCCAAAGGCAAACAUCAAGCUACAGCUGGGGCUAUGGCUCCUGGAAUGACUGCAGUGCUGAAUGCGGUGGAGGUUAUCAGUCUCGUCUGGUCUUUUGCACCAUUGAUAAUGAAGCCUAUCCGGAUUAUAUGUGCAGAGAUAAACCAUGGCCAGGAAAUAACCGCAGCUGCGGCCUCCAGCCCUGUCCCCAGACAAAACGGGUAUCUUACCUCUAUCUGCCGGGAGCAUGGAGCCGCAACAGAGCAUGGAACUUGCAAACAAAGAGCUGGAAAACUGGCGGCUGGAGCCAGUGCUCUGCCACCUGCGGAGGAGGCAUUCAGAGCCGUUCAGUUUACUGUGCCUCGUACAAUGGACAUCAUUUUCAGGAUGCUGUGGAUGAUACUGAAUGUGCUUCCUUAACAGAGAAGCCACGCAGCACACAGCCUUGCAACCUGCAGCGCUGUGCAACAUGGGUCUCAAGUCCUUGGUCUGAGUGUUCAGUAAGCUGUGGUGAAGGUAUUCAAACCAGGACUGUAAGCUGCCAGGUUGAACAGGGCUCUCAGAUUCUAGAUAUUGCUUGCUUGAGAGAACCAAAACCUCAGCAUACCCAGCCCUGUAUCGGGGAGAAUUGUAUACAGGAGAUUGGCUGGCAUAUCGGAGACUGGGGAUUGUGCUCAAAAAGCUGCAGUUCUGGUAUCCGAACCCGCCAAGUCAUCUGUGCUGAUGGUGAUUCCAAAUUCUAUAGUCAUGAGAUUUGCCAAGAGAUACAGCCACAGAUACCAACCAUGCUUGGGAGCUGCAAUACACAACCUUGUCACCUGCCCCAGCAGGUUCCCAGUAUGCAAGACAUCACAGGGUACAAUAUCAGUCGUCGGACAUUACUGACCCGCUACCGUCCUGACCAAGGCACUGAAGUUUCUAGACAUGAAAGAAUAAUCCAAACUGGCUCUACUCAUCACCAGGUCCAGCUAAAUGAGAGUCCUCGCUCCAAUUUCUUACCUCUUGGAUGGGAUAGUGACUCAGACUCUUCUGUGUCCCGUCGGUCCCAUUCUUAUCCAAAUGGUGGUAAUGAUCAAGACUGCAACCAUACUCCUCAUGGCUGUUGUUCAGAUGGUCGCACUGCUGCAGCAGGUCCCUUUGGCCAAGGUUGCCCACUUGAUUCUUGCCAUCUGAGCAGAUAUGGGUGCUGCCCCGAUGGAAUAUCACGUUCCCAGGGACCUAACCAAGAAGGGUGCACACAAUACUACAGUGAUGUUUACAUAAGCAGAAAUCCUGUUACUCCCACUCCAACAACAAGCCAAGUUCUUGCCCAGCAGCUGCCGACAGAGGAAUGCCGAGGUUCUAUGUAUGGUUGUUGCUAUGACAACAUUGCCUCUGCUUUAGGGCCUCAAGGGGAAGGAUGUCCCACAAGACUCAGCCAAUCUUAUCCUGUCCAGUGUCUGUUACCCAGUGCCCAUGGUUCCUGCACAGAUUGGACCAUACGUUGGUAUUUUGUAAGCGAUGUUAGAAAAUGCAAUCGUUUUUGGUAUGGAAGUUGCCAUGGGAAUAAGAACAACUUUGCUACUGAAGAAGAAUGCAUGAAAGCCUGCCAUGGAUCAAUGGGAAGAAGCCAUGUGAGUCUUCACCAUCAUAUUGCAAGUCCUAACAUCCACUCUAGUUCUCAACUGCAAGAAGGGAACACAGAAGUAAAGCCACAACAAUUUGGAAGAACUGUAACUCAUAGAACAGGAAAUGGAGGUCAUAGUGAUAGGACUUCCUCCAAUCAAGAUGCCUUACCUGAAUCUGAGCAAGGAACUAGCUUGCUAGAAAACCAGCCAGAAAGUUCUCAUCACUCAAAAACUCUUGAUGAAAUAAAAAGGGACACAGUAGAUCAUUCGCAUGGUUUGAGUGAGACUGUGAUUUCCAGACACUCAGAGAAGCAGCUGACUGUGAAUGGCCAGACCACUCAACAUGAGCGUGAAGAGUGGAGGAGGGAAUCAGGUGCAGAUGGGUUAACAUGGAGAAGAUUUGGGUAUCAAACCCCACCAGAGUCCACUUUUCAAUAUUCUCUGAACAGGAUCUUCUUGGAUGGACCAGAAUCUUCUGCAGUGGAGGCAGGCCUAGGACAAAGCAUUCGUCUUCUCUGUAAGACGGACAAUUCCCACUUCUCUAGAGUUGAAUGGCAGAAAGACGGACAGCCGAUCUCCUAUGAUAGGCAUACCUACCAGUCUGACAACUCUCUGGUGGUUAGCCAUCUCAGGACUGAGGAUGCUGGCAUCUACACGUGCAUAAUUUCAAAUGGGAGGGUGGAACGCAGACAGAUUGAAUUGCUGAUCAAAGAAAUCCCUCAAUCUACCCUCACCCAGGGAAGAAGGCAUCAACUUACUUAUGAUCAGAAUCACCAGCCCAGAGUCUUUGGCACAGGAACUAAUGACAGGUGGUCACAUGUUUCUUCUCUGCAUCCUCAAAUAACAUACAGGUUAAAAAUGUAUAAGAAUGAGCCUUCGGUAGUUGAUGGUAGCAUUGGCGAACAAGUCAGACUGCCUUGUCGUGUAGAGGCUUCCCCCUCCUUAACCAUUGAAUGGCAGAAAGAUGGCCGUCCUAUUUCAUCUGCCAGGCAUAGGCAGCAACCUGAUGGUGCCCUGCUAAUCAGUCAUCUGACAGCUGAAGAUGCUGGCUUCUUUACAUGCAUUGCUUCUAAUGGCCGGGACCAAGAUCAGAAAAAAGUUCAAAUUAGACCUAGAGGAGACUUGAGAAUUAUUGACCUGCUGCCCAGGCUUUCAGUGUCUGAAGGGGAGAAUGCUCAUCUUCAUUGUGUUGUGACAGGCAACAAUGUAAACAUAAGAUGGUCAAGAAAUGGGGUUCCAGUAAGAUCAGAUGGUCAUCGUAUCCACGUGUCUCAAGAUGGAAGCUUACUUCUAAACAAUGUUCAGCUUGGUGAUGAGGGCUCUUAUACGUGCAAUGCCUAUAAUGGCAAUAAUUCGGUCAGUGCCAGUACAGAUGUGAAAGUCAUCAAAAGGCAGCCAGAAGUGCCAGCAUCUCUCCCUGUGGACACAAGCAGGGAAUGUGUUGAUCAGCCACACCUUGCUAACUGUGAUCUGAUUCUACAGGCUCAGCUCUGCAACAAUGAGUAUUAUUCCAGCUUCUGCUGUGCCAGCUGUUCUCGCCGCUAUGGCUGAAUCACAGGCUUGCUACCGCUCUUGCAAUCCUGCUCCGGAAGAAAAGCACUCAUCUCCAACCUGUUUAUCAAGCAUACACGGGUAGUCAAUACAGCUAAUGUGAGAACAGAGAGAACAGUUGGCAGAAAUGGUUAUCUCCACCUUCCUAAGCUGUAUUUUGUUUUGCAAGAGAAACAUCAAAUCCUCUAACAGCUGGCUGACCUUUUCAUUUAAGGAAACGGAGAAUUGUUCCACUAGCAAAGCUUAACAAUACAGACAAGAGUCAAAAGUAAGUAGGAAAGUUACUUCAAGAGAAAUCAAGGAUAGCCAACACAUUUUAAAUCAAACAUAAAAGCUAAAUUAGUGCCAGAACCCACAAAGAAAAUCUGCUGACCAUAUUUUUUGUGGAAAUUUAGUAUACUGACCUAGAAACUUGUUUCCUGCAGUUAUUUUAAAUAUCCCUGCAGUUCAAAUUUAAACAGUUAUAAGCAGACAAUGGUUGUUUUUUUCAGCAGAUACAGGAAACAUUGCUGAGUUAACUACCAGCAGCAAAUAUCACUUAAUAUUUGUUGGAAAUACGUAGAACUCGGAAGCAUCUGAAGAGGAAAAUGCAUGGCAACGUGGCAGGGUUUUGUAUUUCAAAUACUCUUAAAACAGCAAGGCUGUAUUUCUUGAAGUAAGUUCAUUAAACAGUGAUCCUCUCUUCUAAUUAAACAUGUAUACAAUUGUAUUAAGGCCUUUGAAAAAGGAAACAAAGUCUGUUGUAUUGCUUCUGCAUAAACAAAUACCAGAGACUGUGCAA